AAAAAACAGAAAAAAAAGAUCAAAGCCCACUGCUGAAAAGGGAGAGGAAGCGGCCUAGUGUCAUAAGCACAAAAACAUUGCUACGCACGCCUGCAUCAACACGCGCGUGUGCUAGAAUUGUUUUAUCGAAAUCAAAUGGCUGAUCCAACUCGACCUGAGUUUGACAUCUUGGACUCAGAAGGACUUGAGUACCAUCGUUGGGUUUUCGAUAUGGAAACUGCCUUUGUGGCAAAAGACUACACUGCCACCAUUACUGAUCCCAAAGAUGAUGAACUAUCUAAUAAGGUGAAAGCAGAUGCCUUAAUUUUUCUGAGGCGACAUAUUGAUCCUAGCCUACGCUGGGAGUACCUUCAGUUGAAGACACCCAAAGCACUGUGGGAUGCCCUUAAAGGACGUUUUGGGAACAUUCACGAUACUUUGCUCCCAGGACUGGCUGUUCAGUGGAAUGGAAUCCGCUUUCUUGACUAUAAAAAGGUCAAUGACUUCAACAAGGACAUGUUGCGCUUAAAGGCACGUCUCAAUUUCUGUGGAAGGGAAAUCACAGAAGAUGAUAUGAUCUACAAGACUCUUACCACCUUUCCUAAUUCAGCUUUUAUACUAGCGAACCAGUAUCAGUUGGAUUAUGACAACAAAAGAAUCACAACCUUCAAUAAGUUGAUAAGCCUACUGCAAGUGGCUGAGAGACAAAAUAAGAUUCUCUUGAAUAACAAUGCCAGGCCCACUGGGACAAAGAAAAUUCCAGAGGCUAAUUAUGGAAAAAUGAAAGGUGGAAAUAACUCCAAUGCAAGGGGGUUUAGACGUGCUGAUCCCUACCCACGUGGCAACAAUGCACCAUGUGGAAAGGGACAUGGGGAUCAUGGAAACAAGAUGCCAAAGGAAAGAGUUGACAAUGAACCAUGCUAUAGCAAUGGCUGCCAGCCUGCCACUGAUAAAAUCUCCAAGCUCAAAUCUGAGGUCACCGCUCUUAACCAGAUCAGAUGUGAAUCUGAAAUGGUUAAUUUGUAUUGUAUGAAUCUAAAUUUGUUAAAGUUUUGUUCUUUAUAG
Molecule: messenger RNA, 1044 nt
Organism: Rosa rugosa (rugosa rose)
Lineage: Eukaryota; Viridiplantae; Streptophyta; Magnoliopsida; Rosales; Rosaceae
Exons: 4
Coding region: 136-1044 (302 amino acids)
Source: RefSeq, a predicted model, not a curated record